UAUUUUUUUACUUGCACUAUCUUUAUUAUUAUUGACUUGCACUAUCAAUAUUCAUUAUUGACAUAACGUUUUGGACCAACAAUUGUUAUAAUGUGUAUGUUACACAUGUAUAUAUUAUACAGAAAUUAGCAAUUAUUCAGAAUGCGUUUCGAUAACAAUUGCUAGCAUAUGACUUCCCGAAUUUGUAAAUAGUGUUGAACAUGUAUCGGUAGUGGGAAAAUAUUGCGUAGUUCUCUUUGUGAUGUUUAUUUUAUACACAGUUUUAUCUGGAAUUAUUAUCCAAACGUUUUGUUUGUGUGUAUAAGAAUGCCGUGGAAAGUUGGUGGAAAUUUUGAAGCUGUAGCAAUAUGUUACGACACAAAUUGGAGGUACUGUGUAAAAGCGGUGGCAAAUUACUUUUGGUCCGAGAUAGUAUCUGACGUUGUUGAUUAUAUAGCAAAAGAAGGCUUGAUAUGGGUCCUGAUAGCCGUUACUUCCCUGAUACUUAUCCACAUAAAGUAUCGUAAGAUUACGUACUCAAAACAUAUUGUGCUUGACAAUCAAAUAUUAAGUAACAUGAUAUAUACACUUCAGGAUCUAGAAUUGAGAGUCAAUGUCUUAACAUAUAAAAUGCAAUACGGAACUUUGCCACUACCGCACGAAAUUUAUAAUUUAAAUUCGAAAACAUUAAAAAAAAUUAAAAUGACCUUAUCGAGUCCGUGUGAUCGAAAAACCUGGAUGAAACAUAUGUUGCUAAGUGAGGGAACAAGAGCUUUAAGUUUAUCAAGAAAGGUAAAAAAGAAAGUACUUUGUGACAAACAAACAACAGUAAACAAAAAAGAACUACUACUAAUGAAGAAGAAAAAACUCAAAGAAAACAAAUCAACAAAGGAUGCCGAAGAAUAUUUUCAAAGUAAUGAAAAUGUUUCCACUGAUGUAAAUGACACCAGCACGUUUUUCACAAACUUCAUUUCUACCCUUCCGACAACACACAAUGUGCAAUCUUCUCGACAAAUGUUAUACGAAGUUAAAAAGAAAUUACGCAGUUUACACAACAUAUUGCAAAUUUAUCAAGAUAUGAAUCAAUCCUCAGAAAAAUUAGAAUCAACAAAUCAAGUCGAUAAACCUAAUACGUUUACUUUUAUCAAGUCUGAAAUCAAAAAAGAUAGAAGCAAACUUGAUUGUAAUGUUAGUUCUAAAGUCUUGCAAGGAACGCGAUCCUCGAAGAUGACGAAUAGUUGUGAAUAUUUUGAGUUAGGUUGUUCACGAGAAAGUUCAUCUUCUUCGAUCGGAAAUUCAUCAAACGCAUCUAUAAAACUUCUACAAAGACCAGUUGAGAAUGAUUUUUCAGCGCUUGUAACAACGAAACCGCACAGAAGAUAUUCAUUUUCGUCCAAUGCGAUAUUACAAAAAGAUUGUGAGAAUAAGCAAAAGAGCGGUGAAACACUUACAUGCGCACAAAACAUUUCAAAUUGGAGUUGCAGCAACAAUUCAAACAUAGCUUUCAAAGUCGACAAAAAUGCAACAAAAAUAUGUUUAAACGCACAAUCUAAUAAUUUCAAAAAAAAGAUGUUUGAACCAGACCGAAUAUGCUGUAACUUAUCGGUCAAAUCAUUCGAAGAUAAGAAUGCACAAACUAAACCUGAAACAUCUUUGAUGAAAGAAUAUGAUAUUGCAAACUUUGAAGAUGUUUUUGAUAAAAACGUAACAUCACAAAGUGGUGAUUUGAGUGAAGUAUCAGACAGUAAUGACAAAAAAGAGAAAUCGACAGCAUUGUUGCUGCAAGAGGCUUUGCAGUUUAAAAAAGCUUUGUUAACACAGAUUCGGUCAAACAUCAAGAAUCGAGAUUUCAUAGAAAACUUUUCAUUGAAACACAAUACGCAAACUGCAAGCAAUUUUUUUAUAGCAAACGACGGAAAUCGAAAUUGUAUUUCCGAAACACCUUCUGAAUAUUUCAGCAUUACUGAUGUGGCAAUUCAUAAUAACGAUACAACUGAGAGCCAAGUUUCAUCAACAUCAUCAUCAUCAUCAAAGCCAUUAAUGUACAAAAACAUUAUUACGGCAAGAAUACCAGUUGGUGUAAAGAGCCAUGACAAUAUCAAUAAAAGUGAAACAUUGUUGCAAACAGGAACAAUCUUGAAAAAUACUCAGAAUCAUAUAAAGUCGCGCGAAACCUCGGAAAAAAACGUGAAUGAUGUCAACAAUCUGACAAAAGAACACUUAUCGUCAGUGCCAAGAUUACAGGAUCUUAUUUUAACACACGUGAAGAAUAUCCGAGAGUAUAUAGAUAAUUUUCUACAGAGCCAAAAUAAAACGAUAUCCGCAGCAUGCAAAGAGCUUCGGUAUCGAAGUAAAAAAAACAUUUUUCAUUGUUCAAACGAAGCGAGUCGCACACGUUUGCCCAAUCAAUUGACCAAUCCAGUUGUUAGUUCUCCGAAUAAUUCGUCAUAUCUUUUGAUAAACACUUGUUGUAAACCCGAACUUUUCAUCAACGAUGAUACUUUCAAGUCCUGUACUGAUGUGUGCUUAAAAAGAAAUCCAAAAGUGUUUAGGUUUACUACUUCAUUUGAGAAUACGUUCAAAAAGAAUACGCAAUGGCUAGAAACAGCAGAAAUAAGACAAAAAGAAAUGGACCUUCCACUGCCGAUAAUUUUAAAAUAUUUAUGCAAAAGUGAUUUAAAACCUAAACACGAAAAAGAAUACGUUACGUCAAAAAAAAACAAUAAAACGCAUAAACAAGUAAUAACUGACAUGGAUUUUCAAAGGCACGCACAAAUCAUCAAAAGUGAAGACAUUGUUAAAACUACUCAAACGAAUGACAGAUCCAAUUUAAUUUCUUGUAAUAAUCCAUCAUACAUUAUCAACAACAAUAUAGCAUCUAGUAAACCUAUGUCAAAUACAAAACAUAUAGUAAAGUCGAACAAAGAAGAAGCAGAAGUUCUCAUUUUUGAUAAAUCAGAAAAAAAGAUGUUAAAAGAAAAAAAUGUUACUUUAAAUUCCGCUGCAUCUCCAUUGUGUUUGUUGUUAGACAUAAAAAGACUUCUAAUCAAUGCAGAUAGUUUAUUAAAUAAUCUAAAUCAAAAUAAAAUAUCUGCAAACAAUAAUUAUCUGCAGCUUAAAGCCAAAAGCGACAUGUCUUUACUAACAAAUAAAAGUAAAGAUUUAAAUUUUUCUCUCAAAAAAUCGCAUUCAUUUUCGACGCGCAAUGAUAUUUUGGAACACAUCCGUAAACUGUUACGUCAGUCUUGUGCAAAGUUGCAAAAUAGUAAAAUUAAACGUAUAGAAAAUAAAUUGCAACUUAUAACUCGAUCUAUUAUAUUGCCGCAAAGAACUUUUACCAAAUCUUUCAUAUCAAAAAAUCAUUCAGAAGUCUCAGCUCGCCGAAUAAAACAUCAAACGCAAAAUCCUACCGUAAGUCCAAUGUUAUGGAAGGAAAAACUCUAUACGAAAGGUGACAUAAAUAAAUAUUUGUGCGCAGAAAAGUCUGUCUUAAAUUUAACUGAAUUAAAUGUAGAUAAGGAAAAUUUUGUCAAACAAUCGGAAAAACAUAGAAAUACUGACGCAUCGUUAAAGGAAGCUUCGGAAAUUCUACUUAAUGAUCGAAAUGCGCAAUUUCGGACAACCAACAGAGAACAUUCAAAUAAGAAAUAUGUAUGUAACAGUGGAUUCGACACGCGAAUAACGAAACAUGUACAAAAUACUGCUCCAAAAGAAGUAAUUGUUAUUUCUAUUAUAGAAAAUAACAAGCUGCAGGAAAGAAACUUAACAUAUCAGAACGGAUUAUGGUCUAAAAAAAACAUAGAAGAAAAAGAAGUAACUGCGAAACCUUCCAUUGCAGAUACAUGUACAUCAAUUUCCAAUUUACAUACUGAAUAAACUUGUAUAGUCUAUCUUUUAUGUGUGUAUUUUUAUCAGUUUCUUUUAUAAGAAAGAAUGUGUUUUCUGAAUAGACAAAUUGUUGGUUUAAUCUGUAUAUUGUUAUUUGCAAUGUUAUGUUC
Pseudomyrmex gracilis is the source of this 3977-nucleotide messenger RNA. RefSeq lists its product as uncharacterized. Bases 307 to 3855 code for a protein of 1182 amino acids. Lineage: Eukaryota; Metazoa; Arthropoda; Insecta; Hymenoptera; Formicidae. The transcript is spliced from 4 exons. The record is from RefSeq and is a predicted model, not a curated record.